CUCCUGAACAAUACCAGGCUCCCCGUCCCUUUCCCCAGCACCUGCACAGCACUGCUUCGACCCCAGCUUAUGGGGGUGUUCCCAAAACAGGGUUAUUCCAGCAAAAACCCUUUAAAUACAACAAUCAGCUCUGAUGGUUUUCCUUUAGUUGGGCAGGGCCAUUUUUGCUAUAAAUCAGAGUCAAUUUAAAAGCUUCUAACUAUGCUGCCAUAAUAAUAUCUCUUUCCUAUAACACCCUGCUGUGACACAACAGUUCUCCCUGCAGACAGAGGAAACUUGGGUCCAUGUUCCACAGGAUGCUGCUGGAUUUGAAGCUGUGUCAGAGCAGGAAAUAAUUUGGGGCUGGGUGCUGCUGUUGGAACUCAGGACCAGCAUAAAGAAUCUUUCUGUUUCUCACCUGCUCUUUAAAAUCUCGUACCUGCUCCUGCAAAAUUUCCCAGUUCCUGGAAACAAGAAGAAUUAUUUUUUGGGACAGAGCUGACAACCCAUCAUCUCCUGUGCUUACACCACAGCCCGUGGUGCCUCUCAUCGUUAUUGUGGUUUCCAGACCCCGGAAAGGUCGGGCAGUUCCCUGCAGAGCCAGGGAACCCCCUUUUCCCGGCCGGGGGCCAGGAGGAAGCGCUGAGUUCCCAGUUCUGCCUCCUUCUCAAGCUUUCCCCGGGCGCUGUCCGGGUUUCCCUGGAGAGGGCAGCCGAGCACCGCUGAGCUCCGGCGGCUGCUGCCAAACCCCUGAGCCGGGCACGGUGCCCAAGGGGAAGGAGGCAAAGCGGGGUUUGGAGAGGACGGGGUGUAAACGCUCGUGAUGCCACCGAAUGAGGGAGCUGGGAUCCCAGCAGGAGGGAAAGUUGAGUUCCCCGCUGGAGAGCCGAGUUGCUGGGGCUGGGAUGGGGCUGUGGGGUGGCUCUGCGGGUGGCAGAGCCAGGUAAGGAGCAUCCAAGGGCUGAGGAUCACGGCUUUGCUUCGCCCCCAGGGCUCCCCACUACAGCCUGGAUGGUUACAUCCCACCACACUGUGGCCAACUCCUUUGGGAUUUGGGGCCAGCUUGCCUGUCCCUCCUGACCGGUGAUAUUGUCCCUGGUGUCACCCCGCAGGGAAAGCUGUCCCUGCUUUCCAGUGUCACCAGCAGAGCCCAGCCCCAGGCAGCUGCUGCCCAGCCGAAGGGGGAAGUGGUCACGGAGGGAGGAUGGAUGAGAGCAGGUACAGCAGCGACCACAGCCUCUGCAGCCCCGGGUCCUUCCUGAGCACACGGAUUGUGCAGCUGAAGACCUUGAUUUUCCUUCCACUUGGAGAGAAAAAUCACCUCGUUGCUCGGGCAUGAGUGGACCAUGUACAGAGGAAUUCAGGGGCACAGGGGAAUAAAGCAGAAUGGCUCAACAAACGCAGACGAAACCAGAAGUGCCGUGAGAGGAGAGGGAAGCAGGCGCUGUCCACAGCUGCAGCAGCUGCCCUGAGAGCCAGAGCCAUGGGAAGCCCCAGAGCAUCCGUGGGGAGAGCAUCUGAAGAAGUGCAGAAGGAAGCAGAAGGCUCUCUGUGAGCUCCCAGCUCCAGGUAACCACCAUGGAUUCUUGCAGGAUACCUGCAAACGCCUCCAAGUGCAGCAGGAACACCAUGGAGUGCUUCAUGGUGCUCAGCACACAGGCACAGAAAAUAAGCAUUGGCAUCCUGUGUGGCCUCUUUGGGACAAUGUGUGUUUUUGAGAACUCUCUGGUGCUCUACCUGAUUUUCUCAUCCCCUGGGAUCAGGAAGAAGCCUUCCUACCUCUUCAUCGGCAGCCUGGCCCUGGCUGACAUCCUGGCCAGCAUCAUCUUUGUCUGCAGCUUCGUGAACUUCCACGUGUUCAACGAGGUUGGUUUCUCCAAGGAGGUGUUCCUGCUGCAGCUGGGAGGGGUGAACACGUCCUUCUCUGCCUCCCUCAGCAGCCUGCUGCUCACAGCCCUGGACCGCUACAUCUCCAUCAGCCGGCCCUCGGAGUACAAGCUCCUGAUGACCAGGAAAAGGGCCUGGACAGCCCUGGCAGUGCUCUGGGUCACCUGUGCCACCAUUGCUGGCCUGCCCCUGCUGGGCUGGAACUGCUGCGUGCUGGAUUCCGCCUGCUCCGAGCUGUUUCCCUUUGUGGAUGACAAUUACCUGUCGGGCUGGGUCUGCUUCGUCGUGGUCCUGCUGGGCUGCAUCGUCUACGCCUACGCCCACGUGCUCUGGAGGGCUCGCCAGCACGUGGCCUACAUGGAGAAGCACCAGGCACAGGCAGGGAAGCAAAACAGCCGGAUGAGGAUGGACGUGAUGCUGGCCAUGGUGGUGGCUGUCCUCAUGCUCUGCUGGUCCCCCGUGCUCGUGCUGAUGAUCUACAGCAUCUUCGGCAGGCUGAGCGACCGCCUGCGCAAGGUGUUCGCCUUCUGCAGCACCCUCUGCCUGCUCAACUCCAUGGUCAACCCCAUCAUCUACGCCCUGCGGAGCAAGGAGCUCUUCUCCUCCCUGAGGAGGGUGUUGUCCCACUUCAGGAGGCAGCUGAAGGCCCCUGAGGAGAGCCCAGAAGCAGAGAGCACCCACAAGUCCUCCGUGGUAGAGACCGUCUGCGAGGACACGCACGCCGUGUAGGGAGGCACUGGUGGGAGAUCCACCCACUCAGCCUGGAAGGAACAGUCUGGAUCACUGUUCCUUCUAUCUUCUCUUCUGAUGGGAGUUGAGGGAUCAGCUGUGAUGUGGAGAUAGCUCCUGCUGCUGUCACCCUUCGACGCCGGGACAUGAUGUGCACAGACUUUGCUCUCAGGCGCAGGUUGGGACUGUUGGGGUGUCCUGUGCAGGGCCAGGACUGGAUCAUCCUUGGGGUGUCCCUUCCAGCUCAGGAUAUUCCAUGAUUCCGUGAUAAUCUCCCACCAGGGGAGGUUCAGGUUGAGCAUCAGCAGGAAUUUCUUCAUGGAAAAACUUUGGAAGGAGCUGCCCAGGGAAGUUUGGAGUCCCCAUCCCUGCAGGUGUCACCUGGACAUGGCACUCAGUUCUCUGGGCUGGUGACAAAGUGGGGACUGGGCACAGCUUGGACUCAGUGCUCUGGGAGAGCUUUUCCAACCUCUUACUGUGGCUUAAGGACUUGGCCAGAGCUGGGGCAGACAGGACCUUGCAGACAGCACAUUUCUUCCAGCAGAUUUCAGGAGAACUGACCGAACCACACAGGUGUUUGUUGGAUGUUGUGUGAUUAAACAUACAAGGCAUUUUCCAGGGUUUUCUUCCUUUUCUUUCCUGGUGUGCAAAGUUCUCCAGGUGACAAGUUUAAGCCCAAACUGGGGCAGAUACUUUGAGCACGAGGAACUUGAUUGGGGUUGUUUUUCUGCAAAUUACACAAAAGCAGCACUUUUAGCUGAAUGGACAAUGAAGUGGGACAGUGCCCUUCACCAGUGACCUGGAGCAGCUGGGCUCCUGCCAGCUCCCAAAAUGCCUCCAACAGGGAUGAGCCUGGCUGGGGCAUGGCCACGAGGCCCUUGCACUCUGCCCUGUGUCCCAGAGGAUGCACUGCCCAGGCUCCCCAGGGAAUGGGCACAGCCCCGAGGCUGCCAGAGCCCCAGGAGCCUUUGGACACCACUGCAGGGAUGCA
Messenger RNA from Haemorhous mexicanus (house finch), 3586 nucleotides. It is a transcript of the gene CNR2, whose product is annotated as cannabinoid receptor 2. Gene Ontology annotation, cellular component: membrane. The coding region runs from base 1558 to 2595 and encodes 345 amino acids. The record is from RefSeq and is a predicted model, not a curated record. Gene Ontology annotation, molecular function: cannabinoid receptor activity. Gene Ontology annotation, biological process: cannabinoid signaling pathway. The transcript has 3 exons. NCBI's taxonomy places the organism in Eukaryota, Metazoa, Chordata, Aves, Passeriformes, Fringillidae.